Molecule: messenger RNA, 516 nt
Organism: Dibothriocephalus latus
Lineage: Eukaryota; Metazoa; Platyhelminthes; Cestoda; Diphyllobothriidea; Diphyllobothriidae
Source: the annotation of a GenBank genome assembly
AUGAACUUUUUCCUCAUUUUCAUCCGCUCAUUCGCACUGGUGGUCGCUCUGCCGUUUGGAACCGCUUUUGCCUUCAUCGACGACCUUGAGGAACACGGAUAUUACCCUGCCCCUCGACACUACCUCCGCAAUCGUGAUGGUGAGAUAGUUUUCGAGGACUGCUUUGAGUUAACCUGCCACGUGGGUGAUUUCGGAGGCUUCGGAUGCAGAGAGGGUUACUGUGACUACAUCUGUGAGCCGGACGGUUGCUACGAGACGAAACGUCUGAAGAUGUCAGAGGAAAGAUACCAGUCGAGAAGCGAUUUCCUUGGACAGUUGGAAAUCUUUGGCAGGGUGCAUUUUGAUGGCUGUAACGCGAAACACUGUCGUUAUGGGGAGUACGAAGGCUAUGCAUGCAACAAAGGCAUCUGUGGUUACGUUUGCAAGGGAACCAGGUGCAGGAGUCGCUUACAGAAGCUGAGUGAAGAUGAAUACGAUGACUAUGCCGGGGAAGACGAUGAGGAUUAUGACUAUUAG